AUGGUAGCCAAUCAGCUUCUAAUCUCAGUUUAUUCAUUUAAGCUUUAGCAAUAAAACCUGUAAGCUGAUUGGUUGCCAUGUAGAAGUGCAUGAGAUUCUGAGUGAACCAGCUUAGUAAAUAAACCCCUACAACUUUAAUUUCCCUGGCGGUAUUCCCGAGUGUAGCUCGGGGUAAAGUUUCAGUACCACAAGUGGUAACCCCGAGCUACACUCGGGCUUACCAUGCGGCAUUGCUCAGGGAUUCCCUGCAGCGCUUACCUUGUCCUUCGCUCCUGCGAUGUGUCCCCUGCAGCGUCCCUGGCCAUCUCCUCCUCCUUCUGUGUUCCGGUCCCUGUGACAUCGGGACGUACGGGGCCCAGAACCAGCGGCAAAUUUGAAAGUUUUAAAAAAUGUUAU
Molecule: messenger RNA, 396 nt
Organism: Staurois parvus
Lineage: Eukaryota; Metazoa; Chordata; Amphibia; Anura; Ranidae
Source: the annotation of a GenBank genome assembly